CUUUUAUUUUCAACUUGUAGUAAACUACGAACUUGAAUACGAAUAAAUUCGAUAAGUAGCGGAAAACAGAAAAUUAAAAUGAAUGCUAGACAAAUUUGAUAAAGUAUUACGUAAUUGCCAAAUCAUCGUUGCUGGUUACGUUCUAUUUUUGCAAUUUAAUUAUUGGAGGUUAUGUGUGCGCGAACUCAAAAGACGUGUUUUAUGUUUCAUGGCAAGAUUAUCGAGAUUGGCAAGUAGUGUACUUAGAAAUAUCGGCAAAGUUACACCGAUGCGGUCAAAAGUUGUGUUCGUUUUGGGUAGCCCGGGUGCUGGAAAAGGCACCCAAUGUCAAAAAAUAGUGGAGAAUUUCGGUUACGUUCAUUUAUCGGCGGGAGACUUAUUGAGAGACGAGCGAAAAAAACCCGGUUCAAAAUAUGGAGAGUUGAUAGAAAAUUACAUCCGGGAAGGCAAAAUAGUUCCUGUAGAAAUAACCUGCAGCCUCUUAGAAAAUGCAAUUAAUAGUUCUGGGAAAGACAAAUUCUUAAUUGACGGUUUUCCAAGAAACCAAAAUAACUUAGAUGGUUGGAAUAAAGCAGUGGCAGACAAAGUACAACUACAAUUUGUACUAUUUUUUGACUGUCCCUUGGAAAUAUGUGCAGAACGUUGUCUCAGCCGAGGGGCACAAGGAAGUGGUCGAUCAGAUGAUAACAUUGACAGUUUAAAGAAGAGAUUUAAUACAUACAUAAAUGAAACUCGACCAAUCAUUGAAUACUAUGAAAACUUAAAUUUAGUUCGUAAAAUAGAUGCCACAAGGCAUGUCGAAGAAGUUUAUGAGGACGUUAAGAAGUUUUUUCGAGAUGAUGCUGCUGGAGGAGACAAAUAAACAAGGAAAGUCAAAUGCAAAUAUGGAUUAGAAUGGCAAUAGGUGAACACAUUCCAAAUAUAUUUUAUUUAGCUAGUUGUGCUGCACACCUGAAUAUAAGGCAAAAAAACCACCAACCAGUGGAAAAUGUGUUCUGUUAUUAUAUUAGCAUAAUUAUUUGGAAUAAGUAUAUUUUCUUGCCCUUAAAAACUUGUAGGAAAUUGUUUACCUAGUACAUGUUUUAUAUAUUUUUAUGUAAGUUAAAAAAAUGGGUUUGUAAAUGUAAUUGUGUACAACGUUCCUGCUAAUAGAAAUCAAAAGAAUGUA
Messenger RNA from Anoplophora glabripennis (Asian longhorned beetle), 1168 nucleotides. It is a transcript of the gene Dak1, whose product is annotated as UMP-CMP kinase-like. Gene Ontology annotation, molecular function: ATP binding; UMP kinase activity. Gene Ontology annotation, biological process: UDP biosynthetic process; CDP biosynthetic process; 'de novo' pyrimidine nucleobase biosynthetic process. Lineage: Eukaryota; Metazoa; Arthropoda; Insecta; Coleoptera; Cerambycidae. The transcript has a single exon. Gene Ontology annotation, cellular component: nucleus; cytoplasm. Bases 83 to 862 code for a protein of 259 amino acids. The record is from RefSeq and is a predicted model, not a curated record.